CGUCUUGCUUCUUCAUUCCCAGCGAGCGGAGGGCGGCAAUAUGAUAUGACCAGCACCAUCUUCGAUCGAUUCUACGGCUAGGGUGGGGAUCGAGAUGGUGAUCUUGGAGCAGCCACAGCUGCUCCUUCUUCUUCUUCUUCUUGUAGCAGCUGCAGCUGCAACCGGCGCCACAGCAGCCGACGACGAGUUGGAGUGUCCCUCCUCCAUCUUCGAUCACGCUGUGAACUCUCAAGGCGCCAUUCAGUUCCCCGUGUUCCACAAGAAGCACCAAUGCCUCCGCCCAUGGUCUGUCCGUGCAACCCAGGCAUCCUCGACCGGAGCAUCAGGAGCAGGAAAAGGAGGAGGAUUGAACAAUCUACAGGAAGAGGAGAUCACUUCAUCAAGUAGUACAAAAAUCGACGUGAUCGAAGACAGCAGCAUCAACGACUUCCUGUUCCUAAUGGCCGUCAGUCUGGGCAAGCCACCGGUUGUGAACCUGGUGGCGAUCGACACGGGAUCCACCCUCUCGUGGGUGCAAUGCCAGCCGUGCGCGGUGCACUGCCACACGCAGUCCGCGAAGGCCGGCCCGAUAUUCGAUCCCGGCAGAUCCUACACAUCCCGGCGAGUUCGCUGCUCGUCGGUCAAGUGCGGCGAGCUGAGGUACGAUCUGCGGCUCCAGCAAGCCAAUUGCAUGGAGAAGGAAGACAGCUGCACGUACAGCGUCACGUACGGGAACGGGUGGGCGUACAGCGUGGGCAAGAUGGUGACAGACACGCUGAGGAUUGGGGACUCGUUUAUGGAUCUCAUGUUCGGGUGCAGCAUGGAUGUCAAGUACAGCGAAUUCGAGGCCGGCAUCUUUGGUUUCGGCAGCAGCAGCUUCUCUUUCUUCGAGCAGCUGGCAGGGUACCCUGAUAUUCUGAGUUACAAGGCAUUAAGCUACUGCUUGCCCACUGACGAGACCAAGCCCGGAUACAUGAUCCUGGGAAGAUACGACCGUGCCGCCAUGGAUGGGGGUUACACUCCUCUCUUCCGGUCAAUCAACAGGCCAACCUACUCACUGACGAUGGAGAUGCUUAUCGCCAACGGGCAGAGAUUGGUGACAUCGUCUUCGGAGAUGAUCGUCGAUUCCGGGGCCCAGAGGACGUCCCUGUGGCCUUCCACUUUUGCUCUCCUUGACAAGACCAUCACGCAGGCAAUGUCGUCGAUUGGGUAUCACCGGACAUCAAGAGCGCGCCAAGAAUCAUACAUCUGCUACUUAUCGGAGCACGACUAUUCUGGUUGGAACGGCACCAUCACGCCCUUCUCCAACUGGUCCGCCUUGCCUCUGCUGGAGAUCGGCUUCGCCGGCGGUGCUGCACUCGCUUUGCCACCCAGAAACGUCUUCUACAACGAUCCACACCGCGGUUUGUGCAUGACCUUUGCUCAGAAUCCUGCUCUCAGGUCUCAGAUACUGGGGAACAGGGUUACUCGAUCCUUCGGAACAACCUUCGACAUCCAGGGGAAACAAUUCGGCUUCAAAUAUGCCGUUUGCUGAUCGUCGAUUAUUCCUCAUCCUAUGAUAUCUUAUAGCUUGCGGGUCGAUUAAUUAGCUGGUUUGCCCAAAUAACUGAUCGGAUUGGAGUCUUCUCCCGCGCUACACUACCCCUAGCUGCGAUCGUAUCACAAGCUAGCGGUACUUGAUUUGGGACCUAAUUCGUUCAAAAAAAACUUGGCAGCUUAAUUUGGGACCUAGUAGCUAGCUGAGCCACUACUAGAUGUUUACGUACCAGCUAUCCGUCGUUUGUUUGUGUCUCCUGUGCUUGUGCUAAACCUAUCUCUUGAACCGUUCGUGCCAACUUAAUUAUUUGGUCGUAUGUCCUAAUUGUUGAUCAUCUGCAUGGUUCGUCAACCUGAAAUAUACUAGCAUCUGUA
Messenger RNA from Oryza sativa Japonica Group (Japanese rice), 1890 nucleotides. Its product is annotated as aspartic proteinase CDR1. The record is from RefSeq and is a predicted model, not a curated record. Gene Ontology annotation, molecular function: aspartic-type endopeptidase activity. Lineage: Eukaryota; Viridiplantae; Streptophyta; Magnoliopsida; Poales; Poaceae. Gene Ontology annotation, biological process: proteolysis.